Messenger RNA from Paramuricea clavata, 2552 nucleotides. The record is from the annotation of a GenBank genome assembly. NCBI's taxonomy places the organism in Eukaryota, Metazoa, Cnidaria, Anthozoa, Malacalcyonacea, Plexauridae.
CCGAAUUAGCAAAAUACUCUAAUUCUCGUUCCUUUUGUCGAUUGAUGAAUCACAAUAACAGAGAAACACACGAGCACAAAGCUAAAUUGUUGUAAAAAUGGUACGAAUCUAAUAGUUUUUAUCAGUUAACUAUGCUUGCUAGUCUAGUUUAGUGUUAGUUCUGCUGUGUAGGUUUUUAUCCGAUUACUUUGCUUAUACCAAAAGUAUUUUUACACAUUUUGUAGAGUAGCAAAUUAGCAACUAUUCAUUUAUUCUGUACCACGAGGAGUAACUGGAUUUUAGUUUUGAAAUGGUAGAUCUGAAUAUCAUAGCAUAUUCUAUCUUUUUGCAAGGAGGCAGUGGUCAAAUUUUGAUUAUUUCAAUGUUUUUGAGCAAGGCAUCGUGUGGAGAAUUUUUGGUCGAACGUCUCUGGGUCUCCAUGAUACAGUUUCAGAUGCCAGCUCUAAUAUGGAUACCUUUCCAUUACAGACACCGCUAAUACAGACAGCGUCCAAUUUCCCGGCAUCAAUAAUUCUACUAUAUUUUCUUUAAAAAACCUGUACACACACCUCUCUAAUACAGACAGUUUGCUAUCCAGCGCCAGUACUAAAGAUAUCAGAAUGUAUAUCGCGCCUUUACCAGAGUCCGCUGCUCGUUUUGGGCUCACAAGUAUCAACGAUGAUGCUUUCCUGAGUAUACCUACACUGUACCCAACAUUGAGGCCUUAAGCUUAACAAUUUCGAUUAAAAAUCAAUUAUGUUUUUUGCAGUGGAAAUUUACGAGCUUGUUGGUGGCAUUCAUCUCAUUGUAUGGUUGCUGUACAGCGGAUACCUCUGAAUCGGCGCAUCUUUUAGUGUCCAAACGAGUCCUUAACGAGUAUGUCGUUGAAGGACGAGACCUUACAGUUAGUUACGCAAUUUAUAAUGUUGGUUCGAGCCCAGCGACAUCAGUAUCAUUGGUAGAAGAGACGUUUAAUUCUGAUGAUUUUGAAAUUGUCAGUGGUCAAUUGUCGGUCAGAUGGCAAAGCAUUGCACCGUAUCCUUUUUACAUUAUGUCACCAUUGAUUAUUAUUCCUGCUGUGUUGGAUAUGAAAAAAUUGCUUUCGGUUCGACUCUACAAAACACCAUAGGUUAUCUUGUGUGUGGUAACGUUUUGAGAGUUUUUUAUCAUGUGUGCCAUCAGCACAGAAUAUUCAACAUGUUGAAUCAUUUUUGGCUGACGAUUUCCUCAUAAAAAUGGCAGCAAGUACUGUAUUGAUAACAAAUUUGACCAUCGAUAAGGGAUGAUCCUUACUGGACCUGUUUGGAGGGCACAAUAAUUACAUAUAGAAUGUGCAACACAGUAUCAGAUUUUCCUUAAUAAAUUCUAGAGGUGCUAAUGUCUCCCAUAAUAUCAUUUUGAAACCGUUGCGAUCGGGCGUGUUCAAUAUUACUGCUGCCAUGGUAACCUAUCAACCGAGCGAAGAUGCUGAACAACAAGUGAGAUAUCUCUUUGACAAUCUUUGAGUGAUGAUCAUCGAAUGGUCUAGCUUCGGCCGUACGUUUAUUCGUAGUUCUUGAAUUAUUUCAUAGGUUGUAUAUUCUACAGCAUUUGGUGAGACAUACGUCAUGGACUCCAAGACAUUUAACAGGAAACACGCUCCCCAUGUCGUAAGUACUAAAAUUCUAGAAAGAAAUUCUAUUUGGCAGAAUUACACAGACUUUGCUGAAAUGUUGUCAACUUCAGAAAUGCUUGCCUCUCGCUACGAAACCACUACAUAUAAUGAAAUGAAAAUAAAUAACAUUUUCUCAGUCCGAUAACAAUUCCUAAUCUAUGAUGUAACACAACCUAAGUCAGCAUAUACGUCUAUAAGCUUGCUCUUUUCAUCAGUCUUGUACCUGUUGAAGGCCACAGUCUGAUGGCCAAAAGGUUGUCAAAAUAAAUUAUUUUUGAGAACGACUCCUAUUAUGUUUGUGAUGUUACUCUGAGUGUAUAUCCACACUGGGCAAGCUUGAAAAAUAUGCAUGGCCACGGUGGGAAUCGAACCUACAACCUUUGGAAUACUAGCCCAAUGCCAACUGAGCUAUGUUGUCAGGAUGGUUCAAGUAUGUGAUAUUUCGGAACAGAAUCUAGUUCCUUCGAUACCAGUGUAAUCUAGUAAUAUCGACUACUAUUCCAAAGGUCGUAGGUUUGAUUCCCACCGUGGCUGGGCAUAUUUGUCAAGCUCGCCCGGUGUGGAUAUACACUCAGAAUAACAUCACAAACAUACUCACCUAAGUACACAAUACCAACACAGAAAAAAACAACUCCUAUUUGUUGUACUAAAAGUGUUUAUGAUUUCCAUGUAGUUGGACUGGGGUAUAUUUGGCUUGAUGACAAUUCCAACGAUAUUCCUUCCGUAUGCAAUCUGGUACUCAACGCAUUCCAAGUACGACGGUUCGAAGGCAAAGAAAUUGUGAUCCCUGGUGAACUGUAGGAUUUUAACUUUGGGUGUGUUCCUCUGUUAGUGAUAUUAUUUAAAAAAUUGUGCUUUUUCACAACUAAAAGCAUUACGUUUUAAAAGUUCAAGUACUGUAUUACUUUUGGAUAAUCAA